Molecule: messenger RNA, 1923 nt
Organism: Theobroma cacao (cacao)
Lineage: Eukaryota; Viridiplantae; Streptophyta; Magnoliopsida; Malvales; Malvaceae
Product: UNC93-like protein 1
Source: RefSeq, a predicted model, not a curated record
UUUAACUUUGUUCGUAUGUUAACGUCGUUAAACCACAAAGACUAAGGUGUGAGGUUAGAUUCAUAUUGUAAUAUUCGGGAAAAAGAAAAGGGAAAGAAAAACCAUUUUCUUAAACAAUUGGACAGGAUUUUGUCAGUUUAGUGUAUAUAUAUAAAUAUUAGCCAGUAUGAGGCAGAGUACUGGUUGGGCUAGUGCUGUGUUUAACUCUCAGUAAAACACUUCCCUGGUAGCUCCCCCGUUAAGGUAGCAAGUAUAAAAGUGGAUCAUACUGUCCUGAUUCCAGAUCCCAGAAUUUUCUCAGCAUUCCAUUCCAUUCCAUUCUUUCCCUUUUGGCCUUUCCAAAUCCUUUGAUCAGAAACAACAAAAUGGGUUUCCAAGGCGGCGUUGCAGAUGAAGAAUCAGGCACCGAAUUGUCCACAAAAUCGAAAUUCAGAUACAACUCGCCACUCGUCCAAGUCUCCCUCAUAGGCUUGGUAUGUUUCUGCUGCCCCGGAAUGUUCAACGCCCUUUCCGGGAUGGGAGGAGGAGGGCAAGUCGAUCCGACCGCUGCCAACAACGCCAACACUGCCCUUUACACCACUUUCGCUGUUUUUGGCAUCCUGGGCGGGGGCAUUUACAACGUCCUCGGACCCCAUCUCACCCUUGCUGCUGGCUGCAGCACUUAUGUCCUUUACGCCGGCUCUUUCCUCUACUACAACCAUCAUAAACACCAGGCUUUUGCAAUUGCGGCAGGUGGCCUUCUUGGCGUUGGCGCUGGCUUUCUUUGGGCCGGUGAAGGCGCUAUUAUGACUUCUUAUCCUCCACCGAAUCGAAAGGGCACUUACAUCUCCCUGUUUUGGAGCAUUUUCAACAUGGGUGGAGUUAUUGGUGGCCUUAUUCCUUUUAUUCUGAAUUACCACAGAAACGAGGCGGCUUCUGUAAAUGAUGCCACUUAUAUUGGCUUCAUGUGCUUCAUGUCGGCUGGAACUCUUCUUUCUUUUGCCAUUUUGCCACCCAACAAAGUUGUUCGCGAUGAUGGUACACGUUGCACCAAUGUUAAGUACUCCAGUGUCUCCACAGAGGCAGUCGAGAUUCUCAAAUUGUUUUUCAAUUGGAAAAUGCUCCUUAUUGUCCCUGCUGCUUGGGCCAGCAAUUUCUUUUACAGCUAUCAGUUCAAUAAUGUCAAUGGCCUUCUUUUUAAUCUGAGAACCAGAGGGUUAAACAACGUGUUCUAUUGGGGGGCCCAGAUGUUGGGCUCUAUUGGGAUUGGUUACUUAUUGGAUUUUAGUUUCCAGAGUAGGAGGAUGAGGGGUUUUGUUGGGAUUGGUGUUGUCGCUUUGCUUGGCAGUGCAAUCUGGGGUGGUGGCCUUGCCAAUCAACUCCCCUACUCCCAUGAUCAUCCACCUACGAGGUUGGAUUUCAAGGAAUCUGCUUUUGCCGGUCCCUUUGUUUUGUACUUCAGCUACGGAUUGCUGGAUGCCAUGUUUCAAAGCAUGGUUUAUUGGAUCAUAGGAGCCUUGGCUGAUGAUUCACAGACCCUUAGCAGAUAUAGUGGAUUUUAUAAGGGAGUGCAAAGCGCAGGAGCAGCGGUUGCUUGGCAAGUUGAUACGCACAAGGUUCCAUUGCUUUCCCAGUUGAUUGUAAAUUGGUCGCUCACCACUGUGAGUUAUCCACUGCUGGUGCUUCUAGUCAUGCUAGCUGUAAAAGAUGACAAGAAGACUGAAGAGGAAACUCCCAAGGAGGCCACUGUUCCAUCUUCCAAUAAAGAUAUCAACACUGCUAACUCCACUUAGCUGUUAUUUAUUCUACCGUCUUUCGUCCACAUGCCUGCCAAAGUGGCAUCUUUUUCUUUUCCAACUUUAGACAGCUGUUAUGAUGUGUAUGUUACUACGCCAUUAUUCUCUCCAUUAAAAGGAAAUCACAGUUAAAAAGUUUUAGUGCAAA